Cylicocyclus nassatus is the source of this 627-nucleotide messenger RNA. NCBI's taxonomy places the organism in Eukaryota, Metazoa, Nematoda, Chromadorea, Rhabditida, Strongylidae. The record is from the annotation of a GenBank genome assembly.
AGAAGAUGGUGCAGAUCUGGCAGAUGGAACCGUAUCCUUGCGGUGAUCCUCGAUUACCUCAUCAUGUCUUCCCGCCAAAGAUCAUCACACCGGACGAGUUAACGAGGAGAACGGGUACCCUCUAUUAUAAGCUAGACACACUAGAUGCAGUGUCCCUUUCAAAGCGUCUUAAAGUAUUGAAAAUGGAGCGUCAUUUCAAUAAGGAAGACGUAUUCACUUUGGAUGCUGAGACAACAGCGAAUUUUAGAGAUAAGAUCGACGAACUUUUCGAGGAAUCAAACUAUCCCAACGAUCAAGCAAGAAUGAUUAUCGAAGGCAGUGCAUAUUACGAUGUGGAAGACAAGAAUGGUGAUUGGGUCCGAAUUCUUUGCGAGUACGGCGAUUUAAUUUUGAUCCCAGCGAACACUUCGUUCCGCUUCACAACCACUCCCCAGAACUUUGUAAAAAUGAGACGAUUCUUCAAAGGCGAUGACUAAACAAACAAACAAACAAACAAAGGGAGAAGAGGAACAAAGAGAAAUUUCAACAUGUAUAUAUUUCACUAAUAUGGGAUUCUACUACUAAAUUGUGAACACAUUGCCGCUAACUGUAUAGAUCAAAAAUAAAUUUGCAAAAAUUGCUGAAAAA